Messenger RNA from Nelumbo nucifera (sacred lotus), 1380 nucleotides. The record is from RefSeq and is a predicted model, not a curated record. NCBI's taxonomy places the organism in Eukaryota, Viridiplantae, Streptophyta, Magnoliopsida, Proteales, Nelumbonaceae.
UGAGGCCAAAUCGAGGCGUUGGAUUUCUCAAAGACGCUCUAGGCGUUAGUGUUCCUCUUUUUAAAGCUGAAACCUAAUUCACGGUUCCCAUUAGUAACUUUCUCUCACUCACACUGAUGAAGCUCUGAUUUUGGGGGAAAAUAAAGCAAUUUUAGUGGUGGGGAAAAGUGUUUCAGUUGCUAAAAAUGUUCAUUGCUGCAAUUAUGGUAGCCUGACUGUUGGUUCUGGAGCAGGUUCAAGAUGCAGUCCGACUUGGUUCUGAUGAGGAGACACGAGGAACAAGGACACCAAGGCAAGAAAAUGCUGAAUGCUGGUAGUGCAGACGGAAUAUGGAGAGAAAAGAUGAUGAAAGGGGACAAUGGUUUGAAGACUAUAGAGUGUUUAAGGGGAAGAUUGCUUGCCGAGAGGGUAGCCUCAAGGGUGGCAAGAGAAGAAGCAGAGCUAAUGGGGAACAAGCUGAUAGAACUAGAGAGGCGAAUAAGAGCAGAGAUCAGAUCUAGGAACAGAGCCGAAAGAAAGCUGAAACUACUUACCAAAAAGCUCGAAUCUCUGAAACUUCCGCAUGUUCUAGACUGGUCAAGUUCAUCAGAAAAGAGUGAAGAUUCGCGUAGUUCAUCUACAACCUCAUCUGGACGCAAGGAUCCUGACCCCAUAAAAUGUGGCUGCAUAGAAGAAGAAGAAGAAACAAGGAAUGCCAAAUGUCCAUCAUCAACUCCAGAAGGUCCCAGAAGUGAUGAUGUUUCAGAAGACAAAGUUGCCAAGCUGGGUCAUGGAGGGAUUUCGAAUUCAGCAGAAAUUGUUCAUUCUUGCAACAACAACAGCAGCAGAGAUCCUUCCCCAGGACAACCCUGCAAGAUUGAAACCAUAAGUUCAAAAGAGUUGGUGACAGACGAUGCCAGGUACCUGAAUGCAAGCUGUAGACGCCAAAGGGAAUUCCAAUUACUGCCUUCGUCUUUUCCUUGCCUGUCCUAAAAAUUUCAAAGCAGUUUCCUGUUUGUUUCUAGGAGCUGGACAGACAAUUUACGGAUAUCGUCGAUGAUACACUAGCAUUAAUUCCAGUGAGUACGUCGUCAGCUCUGAUUCACAUAUCAUUAACGUCAGUGUUGGCGAUGUUCUUGCUGCUCUAGAACAUGCCAGAGAGCACCUUCAGAAUUCAAUGGGGAGAAGAGAAGACAUUACUGAUUACUCAUUCUCAUUCAGUUGCUGUGUGUAGUUUCUAGUAGAAGAGUGUAAGAGACAGAAUUCCUUCUCUCUAUAAUCUUGCUUAAUUUUGGUAGUGGGGAGAGAGAGAGAGAGAGGCCAGGAACCAAACCAGCUCUUUUGUAACUCGGUGAAAUUUCCUUGUUUAAUUAAUAAAGAAUAGUAAUAACUUGUUGCUCU